GACCGCCGCCAGCAUGGGCUCCUUCUCCACCAUCACCGCCAGCUUCCUCCUCCUCCUGGCGGUCCAGCUCCCAGGGCAGACCAGAGCCAACCCCGUGUACAGCUCCGUGGCCAACGCCGACCUGAUGGAUUUCAAGAAUUUGCUGGACCAUUUGGAGGACAAGAUGCCGUUAGAAGACGAGGUCAUGCCCCCGCAAGUACUAAGCGAGCAGAACGAGGAAGCUGGGGCAGCGCUCAGCCCCCUCCCUGAGAUGUCUCCCUGGACCGGGGAGGUCAACCCAGCCCCGCGAGAGGGGGCUGUCCUUGGCCGGGGCCCCUGGGACUCCUCCGACAGGUCCGCCCUCCUGAAAAACAAGCUGAGGGCGCUGCUCGCGGCCCCUCGCAGCCUGCGGAGGUCCAGCUGCUUCGGGGGCAGGAUGGACAGGAUUGGAGCCCAGAGCGGCCUGGGCUGCAACAGCUUCCGGCCACCGCCGGCCAAGCCCGAGCCUGUGCCGUCCUCUGUGGAGGGGCCAGGGCCCCGGAGGCCGGGGCUGCUGGCACCAGGAGGGCUGGAUGCAGGUUUCCAGCAGGCUUCUGAGGAGCGGGCUUCAGUAUCUGCUGAGACUGAAACCACGGGGGCCAGAGCUGAGCUCCCCCGGCAGCGCAUCCCCCCAGGGAAGCUGCAGACUGAGGGGCCGCAGAGGAAGGCCUCCCUGAACGUGGCCGUCCUCUCAGCGCCCAGCGCCCAACUCCCGAGCCAGUAA
This is a messenger RNA of Myotis daubentonii (Daubenton's bat), 742 nucleotides long. It is a transcript of the gene NPPA, whose product is annotated as natriuretic peptide A. Gene Ontology annotation, molecular function: hormone receptor binding; hormone activity. NCBI's taxonomy places the organism in Eukaryota, Metazoa, Chordata, Mammalia, Chiroptera, Vespertilionidae. Bases 14 to 742 code for a protein of 242 amino acids. Gene Ontology annotation, biological process: neuropeptide signaling pathway; cGMP biosynthetic process; negative regulation of systemic arterial blood pressure. The record is from RefSeq and is a predicted model, not a curated record. The transcript has 4 exons. Gene Ontology annotation, cellular component: cytoplasm; extracellular region.